Molecule: messenger RNA, 3496 nt
Organism: Alosa sapidissima (American shad)
Lineage: Eukaryota; Metazoa; Chordata; Actinopteri; Clupeiformes; Clupeidae
Gene: zbtb33
Product: zinc finger and BTB domain containing 33
Exons: 2
Coding region: 225-2165 (646 amino acids)
Biological process (GO): regulation of transcription by RNA polymerase II
Cellular component (GO): nucleus
Molecular function (GO): RNA polymerase II cis-regulatory region sequence-specific DNA binding; protein binding; DNA-binding transcription factor activity, RNA polymerase II-specific
Source: RefSeq, a predicted model, not a curated record
GUCAUGAAAACAUUGUGAGUGACAAUAUUAUUGGCAUAAUUAACUUGCGUAGCACGCUUUGUCUAAACAAAUCGGUAUGCGACUCCUGUUGGUCAUGCAUUGCGUGGCAGGUUGCUCCGACUGUCUGAACAAGAAAGGAAACGUUUUGUUGUCCAAAGCAAUAUCACCCGAGGUCUUUUUUACGAUUGGGUGACUGUAAAGUAAGCGGGCUUGGCGUUGCAGGGAUGUCGAGCCUAAAGCUGAUUUCAGCAACUGAUACCCAGUUUCCUGCAUCAGUGCUGAAGUCUAUCAAUGAACAGAGGAAUAAUGGAUUGUUCUGUGAUGUCACCAUCAUUGUCCAAGAUCGUAAAUUUAAAGCACACAAGAUAAUGUUGUCAGCAUCCAGCACUUACUUUCGACAGCUCUUCUCUGUAGCGGGACAGGUCAUUGAGUUAAAUUUUAUCAAGGCAGAAAUAUUUGAGGAGAUUUUAAACUAUAUUUACACAUCCAAAAUCAGCAGAGUCCGCUCUGACAAACUCGAGGAUUUGAUUUCAGCUGGCCAAAUUUUGGGCGUGAAGUUUAUUGCAAAUUUAGGUGUGCCGCUCGCUCAAGUAAAGGGCUUACCUGGGUUGUCAAAAGAUGCAGAAGUCAGUGGAUCCAACUCAGAGAAAAAUGAAUCUGGCACAGAGAACAUGCCCAUUAUUACUGAGUCAUUUUCACUUUCUGCAGAAGAAUUCAAUAUGUCCAAAGAGGCAGAUGCAGAUAAUGAUGAUGUUCUCUUUGUUUCAAAAUCAGAGCCUUCAAAGGCAGGUUCCAAUAGGAAAACCUCAGAAAUUAUAGAUGUGGAUGCUGAGGAAGGACUCUCUGAAAAGGGAGGGAAUGAGCAAUCUAAGGAAGUUAAUAGUGAUGCCUCAAAAGAAUUUGAGAGAAAGGAGAAAGAUCCCAUGACUGGGAAAGCAGAUGGAGGGAAAGAGUCUCACCAAAAUUCUCCUCUUCCCUCCCAGCGGGACCCUGUCUCCCUCUCUGGGCCCAUGAUGUCCCCAGACAGCAUGACCAGCGUUCCCAGCUCUCCAGCAGGGUCCUCCACUCACAGCCAGCCCACCACACCAGUUCGCACAAAUAGCCUCGCAUCUGAGCUUCACAGCCCUCCCCUGCCUAUUGAUAGUAAUGAAGUAUUAGGAGUUCAGAAGAAGAAGGUGACCACCAUACUAGAACAGUCUCCGGACAGACAGGGCAAAAUUAAGCUGUCUGAUGUACGGGGACCAGCUGGUGGCAAGAACAGUCCCGGUGGGAGCGCGUCCCAAACUGUUGUCACGGCUAAAAAGACAAUAACGUUAGAUAAAGCCUCGGAGAUUGACUCACUGUCCACAGGAUGCAAAGUGUACGCCAAUAUUGGAGAGAACACCUAUGACAUUGUCCCAGUCAAAGAGGAUCCUGGUGAAGGGGACUCAAGAACCGGUGUUGGCAAGAAGUCCACUGGCACAGGGGAUGCUUCUAGUCUCUCACCCCGUGGCCCUAGCAAAAAGAAAGCAAAGAUGGAGUCUGAAGAUCAUUAUGAGCUUAUCAUGGAUGGCAAGACCUUCUAUGUGUGCAUCGUCUGCAAGCGCCCAUAUGUAUGUCUGACGAGUCUCAGACGACAUUUUAAUACCCAUUCCUGGGAGAAGAAGUAUCCAUGUCAUUAUUGCGACAAAGUCUUUGCCCUGGCUGAGUACAGAACAAAGCAUGAAAUCAGCCACACUGGUGAGCGGAGGUAUCAGUGUCUGCUGUGCAAUGAGACAUUCAUGAAUUACCAACUGCUCUCCUCCCACUGUAAACAGGUCCACAACCAGGACCCAUCUGGGAGAAAAGAAAAAGAUGACAAUGAAAACAACUUGUACCGUCUCCUGCCCUGUAAGACCCUCCAAUUCAAGCCUUACUCUUAUGUGUCUGAGAGCGCAGGGGGCAUUCCGGUCAUUAAUGAGGAAGGCAUCGUUCAGCACAUCAAUCCUGGGCGAGCACACUUUACCAACCAGGCGCUUCAGCCCUCAGGCCAGAGUAAGAUUUUGAGCUGGGAUGACAUCUUUGUGGAGCCAGAUGCUCACACAAGACCUGGGGCACAUGCCCGACCCUUGGUGCACCCUCGCCCUGGUGCUAGUGUGAACGCUGAGGGCUCAGAGUUUGAGUUUGUCAUACCAGAGACAUACUGAGCUGAAGAGCUCAGGGACUGAUCUGGGACUGGUGCCUUCCCCUUAGACUUUAUUUAGGAAUCAUGUUUUUGGGUCCAGAUUUAGCAGAUUUGACUGUUCAGCAGUAGACAAUUUGACAUCGACAUCAGACAUAUGCACAGUGACUGUCAUAUUGCUGUGUCCUUAUUUUAUAGUCGUUGAUGUGAACUGUCUGAUACAAUUAACUUCAUGACACAAAUGUUACCAAAUGUUAUUAGUUAAUUUGCUAAAUUGCCUCUCAUCCUGAGUACUGUUGACAGUUUCAUACUAUUGUAUGGUGGGGGGGGGGGGGGGGUUACAUUGAUAUUCAUGAAUAUCCCGAUUUACUAAUGAAUCAUGGUUCAUUUCUCAUCCACCCAACCAAGCAUUUGCUUUAACCUUAUUGGUGUAUUGUGUAUAAGUGUUUAGAUUGAGACAACACAGGAAUUAAACAAUUUGGACAUGCUGCAGUUGACCAUUGCCAUGACCAUUGUUCACUUUCACUUAGUGAAAAUUAGGCUAAUAUAUUUUAAUUUGAAAAUGUCCAACACUGAUUGAGUGUUAAUAAAUGGAACAUUGUUGUUAAUGCUAAGAUUUUGUAAAGAUUUUGUAGAAAGACUGAUGUGAUGUUGCACUAAGUUCUCUAAAGAGGAAGAAAACAUGUUUGUGUAGAAGAGCAGGAAUGGUGCAGCAGAGUGUCAAAGUGAGAAACGGCUUCCAGCUCUGAGGUGUAGGGUGGGUUAGAUACUCUUGUAUUUAAAAUCAUUUGGAUGAGAUGUAUGAGGAAAGGGAUAAUGGGUAUAAUGUAAAUGUAUUUUUGGGCAUUUAUUCCAGUUAUGAAGUCUGUCCCCUUUCAUUGUAGACCAAAAUUAUGCUAUAUGCUGGUCAUAUGUCCCACUGUAACAGUACAUCAAAUUAGCUUGUUGGAGGCCAAAAGCUGCUUUCUUUACAGUUCUAUUCGAGAGAGGUUAUGCCUUGAAUUAGUGAAACAGGAAUUUUCUGUCUUUUUAAAUGUUUUCAUGAGUUCGCAUAAUGAAGGCUCAUGCAUCAAGAGUCAUAACUUGCUUUCUCUUUUUCUUUUCCAGAUGUCGUUGGUAUGUAGUUUUUAUGUGUUGGACCGUAAACUGCCAUUUUCAUAAUACUGCUCAGUGAUAUUGGUUCAGUAUGAAAUUACUAAAUGAAAGCCCUUUUAGCUUUUAUAUGACGCAAAAUUAACAACUGUGUAUUGUGUACAUAAUUGUACUGAAGACCUUCUCCAGUUAACACAUAUUUCUUUUGAAAUGUAUUUAUUAGGUCUUAGUGCUAUACAGAAUAAAAUUCAUCUCUACACAGUA